This is a messenger RNA of Ectocarpus sp. CCAP 1310/34, 1853 nucleotides long. Lineage: Eukaryota; Phaeophyceae; Ectocarpales; Ectocarpaceae. The record is from the annotation of a GenBank genome assembly.
GCAGUUGUUCAUCCUGCAUCCUACACCGCCUCUGUUAUUUCUCGUCGAUAUGAGGACGUCUCAUGGGAUUUUCCGAAUCGUUGCAGCAGGCAGACGAGCUCUUACGACGAUGCUUCAGCAGCAGGCGAGAAACUGCAGCGAAGUUGUCUCCGCGCAUGAGGAUCGGGUCACCCCUGAUUUCUGGGCGGUCCCCCACUAAUUCGUGCAUCACCCACGCCGUCAUGACCAUCCCGACAAGUUCAAGCAGAUUGAUCGUCACGCUACUCGUCUCGCGGCACGCGGCCUUGCGUUUUAGUUCUGCCGAAAAGUCUAGUGGGAGGUCGUACCUCCAGUACGUUCGAAGUUCUGUGCAGUAGCCGCCUAUGGCGUCGAAGCUGGCAUCGGAUAAGUAUUUUCUCUUCGGUGGGCGCGCAAGUUGUACGAAACACGGGGCGCUCAGGGAUUCCCCCGCAGCUACGAGCUCAUGCUGGAUCGCCCAUCGCCAAAACUCUAGAUCAGCGUGGAACUCCUUCCCGAGAUCUACGAUGUGGUUCUGGUUACCGUUCGCAGUGUGCAAGCCUGUAAGGCGCAAGAGCCGCCAGACGAAGUACUUUCCAGCUCGAAUCACAAACGUCAUGUUCCAAAGUUUUCCAGCUAUGCUGAAAACCUCUUGUGCGGUCGCUUGCCGCCUAUCUUUUGGCCACUCGUUUUCCAGGGCUGUUUUUAGUGCCUGCGCCUUCUUUUCUGGCACGGAGAUAGUGAGGGCGUGAGAAUCGAUGGUAAACCCCAGAAAUUCAAGUUUGGUAUCCCAGUCCGAACUCUUCUUUGGGGCGAGGAUAGGCGUCUCUCCAGCUUCGUGACCGAACGCACGUACGUAAUCGGAGGCGAGGGACUGGGAGGCGAUCAAGGCAGAACGGUCGGUAUCGGAAAGUUGUGCUCUGAGCAGUGCGUGAUCGUCGACAUAAACCCAAGUCUCGAAAGGGCUGUUCAGCUCGCCCCCUGUACUCGGCCGAAUGACGACAUCGCUGGGUACCGGCGUGGGUUCUCCCUCUUCCCACCUAUCCACAAUCUUCACAUGCUUCAUCAUGUCUACUCCUUCUGGAAGAAUUUGUGCCGUGCUUAGGUUGGUAUUGCGGUGUGCGUGUUCAGCCGCCGACGCCGUGACUCCGAAAUGUCCAGGGGAUCCCGUCCACCCAAACGGGAGUCUCAAGUCCACCACCAGCAAGUCUCCUAGGGUGUAGCCAAAGUUGUGUGCUUGGUCUGGAUUUAUCCGGACGUUGCGAAAGGCAUCGUUCACGUCGGUGGUGGCCAUGAGCAGGCGUAGCUUCGGGCAUUUGGCUCGCAGGCUGACUAACGCGGUUAGGAAACCGGGCAAGGCUCCGGCGCACAGGCACGGCGGAAUGGUAUCUGCAUUAGUGUCUUCGUUGAGAUCCCCCUUUGUUGUUCUGUCUGUUGGGUUAAACGAGAGGUCGUUAAUCACUCUAGGCUUGUGCGUCACCACCACCCCGACAGGCGAGACUCUAAGGUUAGGGAUCUCGUGAGCUGAAGUUUUCUCCAACACCAGGCACCUUUCCCUGCGUACAUCGUUUCCAAGUUUUUCCCAAAGUAACGGCAGGUGUCCGUCUGCUGAGGAGUGAUUACCGUAACGCAGCGCACGCUCUAAGUCUGUGCUUGAGGUCUCGGUGAUAACCGGCACGCCCCCCGUAAUGAUAGUCAUCAGUUCUUCGAUUUGUGGAAACCCCUUCCGCCUUCCGAAAUAGUCUCUGACGGCUGCGGGGUCUACUGGGGGGGUCACCAUGUUACCACCCAAGCAGCGCGCUACGUCGCCUAUGCGUCCUCCGUGUUCGCGCAUCAUGCUCGUUCCCGUUUUUGCG